This is a messenger RNA of Pleuronectes platessa (European plaice), 538 nucleotides long. RefSeq names its product ribosomal protein, large P2 (gene rplp2a). Gene Ontology annotation, molecular function: structural constituent of ribosome. Lineage: Eukaryota; Metazoa; Chordata; Actinopteri; Pleuronectiformes; Pleuronectidae. The record is from RefSeq and is a predicted model, not a curated record. Bases 128 to 484 code for a protein of 118 amino acids. The transcript is spliced from 5 exons. Gene Ontology annotation, biological process: cytoplasmic translational elongation. Gene Ontology annotation, cellular component: cytosolic large ribosomal subunit; ribosome.
CCCUCCCCCGAACGGACCAAUGAAAUCGCAGCUCUCCGUUCUUGUUUCUACACUUUCCGGCACCGCCCCCUUCCUUCUCCCACAGUUCCUGGCGUGACCCACGUUUCGUGUCUGUUUAGACUUAAAAAUGCGUUACGUGGCCGCUUACCUCCUGGCUGUGCUCGGUGGAAACACCAGCCCCUCCGCUAAGGACAUCAAGGCCAUCUUGGGCAGCGUCGGAAUCGAGGCCGAUGACGAACGCUUGAACAAGGUCAUAACUGAGCUCAAUGGAAAAGAUCUCAAUGAGGUCAUGAACUCAGGCCUCUGUAAGUUAGCCUCUGUACCAGCAGGUGGUGCUACGGCGGCUCCGGCUGCUGCUGCUGCCGCUGCUACCGGGGCCACCGGAGCUGGGGCUGCACCUGCUGCUGCGGAAGAGAAAAAGGAAGAGAAGAAAGAGGAAUCUGAAGAGUCCGACGAAGACAUGGGCUUUGGACUCUUUGAUUAAACUGCCUUCUCCCCCGCUUUAAAAAGCAAUAAAAAUGUAAAAGGUUUACACAAA